Messenger RNA from Penicillium malachiteum, 858 nucleotides. RefSeq names its product HIG1 domain-containing protein. Gene Ontology annotation, cellular component: mitochondrial inner membrane. Lineage: Eukaryota; Fungi; Ascomycota; Eurotiomycetes; Eurotiales; Aspergillaceae. The record is from RefSeq and is a predicted model, not a curated record. Bases 1 to 858 code for a protein of 285 amino acids. The transcript has 2 exons. Gene Ontology annotation, biological process: mitochondrial respiratory chain complex IV assembly.
AUGAAGCUCCUCACUAAGGAAGAAGAAGCUGCCCACUACAGCUCUGUCGUUAAGGGUGGCUCCCUGGGCGGCGUUGUCGGUCUUGUUGCUGGUACAGCAGGUGUACUCCUCGCCUCAAGACGAUUCCACACCAUCCGAAACCUCACAACUCCCAUGAAGGCCUUCCUCGUCACCUCAUCUGGAACCUUCGUCGGAAUUAUCGCCGCCGACCAUGCUUCCCGCACCUUUGAAACCCAGCACAACGCCGAGAAGCUCUGGUACGAGAACCGCGAAGAGCGUCUGCGCGCCGAGGAAUCUCGCGGUCUCAGCAUCUCUGAUCGCGUUGUCGCAUUCGCACGUCGCGAGAAAUACAAGAUUGUUGGCGCUACUUGGGUCGCCUCUAUGCUUGGAUCCUUCGUCCUUGUUAGCCGUAACCCUUACCUCUCUGGUCAACAGAAGCUCGUCCAGGCUCGUGUCUACGCUCAGGGAUUGACAUUGGGUGUUCUGUGCGCGUCUGCUGCAUUUGAGAUCUCGGAUCAGCGUCGCGGUCGCGGACUUAUGGAGGCGGCUAAGAAGGGCAAGGCUGCGCAGAAGGAAGUGGCGGAAGCUCCCCCUGUUCACCAUACCCCCAAUGAUGAGAGUGAUCUAUGGAAGGAAAUGGUUGCUGCUGAAGAGCAGCGGUUGAAGUCUAAGCACCAGACUCUGAGCUUGAAGUCUGAGCACGACGCUGUGGAGAAGAAGAAGCAUGCUCCUGACUCCAAGUUUGAGGAGAAGAGUGAGGGUGCUGAGAAGACUAAGCAGGAGGAUGAGGCUGAGAAGCCCAAGGAGGAGUCUGAAGCUGAACAGUCUCAGACUGAAACCGAGGAGAAGAAGGCUUAA